Cladophialophora immunda is the source of this 775-nucleotide messenger RNA. RefSeq lists its product as uncharacterized. The transcript has 3 exons. The record is from RefSeq and is a predicted model, not a curated record. The coding region runs from base 158 to 775 and encodes 205 amino acids. Lineage: Eukaryota; Fungi; Ascomycota; Eurotiomycetes; Chaetothyriales; Herpotrichiellaceae.
CAGUGAUUCUUACCAAACUCGAGGGACAGGAUUAGCACUUUCAAAGCUGCAUUCCCAAAUGUCGAUGACUUCUAUUUGAAUCAACGAUGCUGCUGCAGGGUUGGGUAAUCUCAAGCAAUCUCCUCGAGUUAAGCUGAGCUCUGCAAAGCCAUUGACAAUGUCGUCCUCCUUCGCCAACACCGCGAUUGUUCUCAUUGACCCCUACAAUGACUUCCUGCAUCCAGAAGGCAAGAUGUACUUUGCGACAAAGGAAGAUCUCGCCCGCAAGAACACCAUCGCGCAUCUGAAGAAGCUUGUGGCGUUCGCUCGCUCAAAUCGAAUCCCGAUAUACUACGGUCUGCACCAACAGUACAAGGAAGGGUUCUUCGAUGGCUGGAAGCAUAUGGCUCACAUCCACGAGAACAUCAAGAAGACGGCUACUUUUGCGGAAGGGAGUUUUGGAGCCCAGAUCUAUGAGGGGCUUGAGCCCAGCUUAGCGAAUGGGGAUGUUGUCGUCAGUAAGCAUUGGAACAGCAGCUCCUUCCACCAUACAGAUCUCGAUUUCCAGCUCCGUCAACGGGACAUUACGCGACUUGUGCUUGCUGGCAUGACGGCCAACACCUGCCUAGAGGCAACUGCCAGGUUCGCGUAUGAGCAGGGAUACCACAUCACGCUCCUGACUGAUGCCACGGCUGGCUUCGACCCCAGAGCAACUGACGCAGCCACCGAUAUCAUUUGGCCGAUCUUUGCUUCCCGUGUUACCACUGUGCAGGGACUUAUUGAGACAUUCGAUUAA